ACUCUGCUCAGAACAUUUUGUUAUUGGAUUUUCAUACUUUCUCUUCUUCACCAACGCUGAUGCCAAUUUUUCUUUCUUCUUCUCUUCAAUUUUGUUCACAGGUUUGAGAUCUGUAGCCGGUUAACCGUUGAUUUGAAAAGGCCUAGUUUCAAAGAUGAGUAAGCUUCAGAGUGAUGCUCUAAGAGAAGCUAUCUCCGGAAUCAUGGCUGAUUCCAAGGAGAAGAAUCGUAAAUUUGUUGAGACCAUUGAACUCCAAAUUGGGCUGAAAAACUAUGAUCCACAGAAGGACAAGCGUUUCAGUGGCUCUGUCAAGUUGCCCCACAUCCCUCGCCCCAAGAUGAAAAUUUGCAUGCUUGGUGAUGCCCAACAUGUUGAAGAGGCAGAAAAGAUAGGAUUGGACUACAUGGAUGUUGAAGCUUUGAAAAAGCUCAACAAAAAUAAGAAGCUAGUAAAAAAGCUAGCUAAGAAAUACCAUGCCUUUUUAGCUUCUGAAGCAGUCAUUAAGCAGAUUCCUCGCCUUCUGGGUCCUGGUCUCAACAAGGCAGGGAAGUUCCCUACACUUGUUACUCACCAAGAAUCUCUCGAGUCAAAGGUUAAUGAGACUAAAGCCAUGGUCAAAUUUCAGCUUAAGAAGGUGCUCUGCAUGGGAGUAGCUGUGGGCAAUGUUAGUAUGGAGGAAAAGCAAAUCUUCCAAAAUGUGCAGCUGAGUGUUAACUUCCUUGUAUCCUUGUUAAAGAAGAAUUGGCAGAACGUUAGAUGCUUGUACCUGAAGAGUACCAUGGGGAAAUCGUACCGCGUCUUUUAAGAGGCUGCUUUUUGAAUUUCUCAUUGCACUUAAUAUAUUUUGAUUAUUUUAAUAGCUGGACAGUUGAUUUGAGCUUUCUUCAGUUUUGUUGGAUGAGUUUUUUAUUGUUAGUAUUUCAUGUUCUUGACUUAAUUAAGUGCUCAGCAACGUUGGAUAAUGCUAUGGGAGCUAAUUCUAAGCUUCUCGUGUCAUACAAUUCGUUGUUACCUGCUCCUUUGAUGCAUUUAUUCUAUGACUUGAUACUUAUACGGGGA
This is a messenger RNA of Gastrolobium bilobum, 1059 nucleotides long. Its product is annotated as large ribosomal subunit protein uL1. Gene Ontology annotation, molecular function: RNA binding; structural constituent of ribosome. NCBI's taxonomy places the organism in Eukaryota, Viridiplantae, Streptophyta, Magnoliopsida, Fabales, Fabaceae. The coding region runs from base 155 to 805 and encodes 216 amino acids. The transcript has 5 exons. The record is from RefSeq and is a predicted model, not a curated record. Gene Ontology annotation, biological process: translation. Gene Ontology annotation, cellular component: large ribosomal subunit.